Messenger RNA from Hansenula anomala, 1521 nucleotides. RefSeq lists its product as uncharacterized. The transcript has 3 exons. NCBI's taxonomy places the organism in Eukaryota, Fungi, Ascomycota, Saccharomycetes, Phaffomycetales, Wickerhamomycetaceae. The record is from RefSeq and is a predicted model, not a curated record. The coding region runs from base 1 to 1521 and encodes 506 amino acids.
AUGAUUAGAAAUGGAAAUUCUUGUUUUGGACUUCAUCAUUUGUCAGUGGCAUUGGAAUCUACACCACAUUGUUCCAGGCCGUUAUCAUGCCUUUUCCUUUCACUUGGUUAUGACCUAGCAGGUUUUAAAAAGAUAUCAUUAUACCUUCUUGAAGGCAUUACUCUCCCUGAUAUUGAUACCAUUCCAUUGGACUGUUUUAAUUCAGAUCAACAGCCUGAUGUACCAAAAAAGCUCAAUGGGUUAUAUACUCCACUUAGGAAAAAUUCAUUAAGAUUAAAAAUUUUUAAGGUGCACAAAGUAGUCAAAGAUAUCAGAAUCACUCUUUCGGUCCUUGAUGAAAACAUUGUUUGCUCAGUUUUGGAUAAAGCUUAUUUUUCGGUUUUGAUGCUUGUUCCAAUUUUAGAUCCAUAUGCUGAACUUGUCCAGGAUGAAAAGUAUUUAUUGACCCUUUUUGAAAACAGCUUCCUGAAACCGUUGGAAGUUUGUUCUGUUAGUGAGAUAAAGGAUGCUGUUUCAUUAAUUUCCUUGUCUAAGUAUACCACUGAUAUGGUUUCUCAAGCAAUCAUGAUAAAAGUGGUGCAAAGUUUUCUUGCACUGUUACAGUUUCAAUAUGAAUCAGCCUUUCAAGGUUUAAAUUGGGUCUUGGAGUUUUGUUCAGCACUCUGUAAGAAACAAAAAUAUAGAAAAAUACUACCAGAACGUGAAAUGAGAUGUGUUGCUUUGUUAUGUUCUAGAUCUUAUAUGAGAUGCACCAGUAACGUUAUUACACUUGAUGGGUUGAGCCAAAGAAUUUUUUCUAUCUUGGAACUCAGUUCCAACAUUUCUAUUCAAAAAGAACUUUUAUCAGGAACUCUGGAUCAUUAUUUUUUGACAUUGGGUCUUCUUUAUCAAAAAAGGGCUAUUUUGUCUUCAGAAGAGUCACAUGAUGGAUACCUUCAAUUACUGAGAGAUUGUUUGGAAGAGAUGAUUAGAAAAUUCGUCAUUGCAAUCAACUUGUUGUCAAGCGAUGACGGUGUGUUGUCGCGAUUGUAUGAAGAUGUAUUAACAGGUUUCGUUUUAUAUGGUGGUCUUCAUGUGAAAGUCUUAUGGGCCUUCAAGUUUUUGAAAGAUUAUUUCACAUUAGAAACAAAUUUACAUGAUUGUCCUUAUACGGGCAAUUACUUGGAAAAUCUUUCAGAGUUUAGUGCCAUAAACAAGAAUAUGAGGUUUCAUUUGAAUGAUAUUGUCAGUACACAAGGUUUCCUUAAAGGUUUUGAUAUUAACUAUGAUUUGAUUGAUGAUGAUUCAACUACAAUCUUUUUGACUACGAGUGCCCUUGUUGUAAGAGAGAAUGACACAUUGACGAUGGUGAAAUUUGUUAAGGAAACGUCGCCUUUAAUAGUCAAAGGUCAUGUUAGAGAACGGAUUGAUAAAUCAAAUGAAUUCAUAGAUCUCUGGAUUAGUUCUUAUAAAAACUACAAUGGACAAAUUCCCAAUGAGGUCACCGAUUUUUUCAAAAAAAUAAACAUUUAUGUCACAUAG